Galendromus occidentalis (western predatory mite) is the source of this 1207-nucleotide messenger RNA. Its product is annotated as ras-like GTP-binding protein rhoA. Gene Ontology annotation, biological process: small GTPase-mediated signal transduction. Bases 38 to 682 code for a protein of 214 amino acids. The record is from RefSeq and is a predicted model, not a curated record. NCBI's taxonomy places the organism in Eukaryota, Metazoa, Arthropoda, Arachnida, Mesostigmata, Phytoseiidae. The transcript has a single exon. Gene Ontology annotation, molecular function: GTPase activity; GTP binding.
GUGAGCAGCGCGGGGUCGUGCCAGGAUUCACGCCGCCAUGGGCCGAGCCGUCCUAGUAAGGCCCAGCUGCGUGACAACAAUGACGUCCGAGUCGCCGGAGAACUACAAGAAGAUCGUGAUAGUCGGCGACGGAAAUUGUGGGAAAACCAGUUUACUGACACGCUUCGCUCACGGAGAUUUUCCGCGAACCUACAUACCUACCGUAUUUGAUACCGACGUUUCAUCGGUGUCAGUCGACGGCAAAGACGUCCGCCUCAGCUUGUGGGAUACGGCGGGGCAAGAGGCCUACGAGAAGUUGCGUCCGCUCUCGUAUAACGAUACAGAUGUUGUGAUCAUCGCCUAUUCGGUCGCCGACCGAGAUACGAUGGCGAAUGUCAUCGAGAAAUGGUACCCUGAAAUCUCCUACUACCUACCAGAUGUACCUGUUGUGCUCGUGGGCACGAAGCUCGACCUCAGACCACCGCUCGACGAGAUGAAUUUUAAUGAACGUCAGAAGUGCAAGUUCGUCAGCGUGGAUGACGGAAGGAAUUUGGCCGGAUAUAUCAAAGCGGAUGCUUUUAUCGAGUGUUCUGCGCUGGCAGAUGUGGCCGUGUGCGAUGUGUUCCGAAAAGCCGCCCAGCUGUCGAUCCGACGGAGGAAACGCCGUCGGAAGAAGAAGAAACAUUCCUGCUCUGUACUCUAGGAACUGGCGCCAUUAGAGUUCCUUCCCGUCCGGAUACAAUAACCGAUGGCUCAGAUAACUCAGAUGUGUGUCGCGGAAUGAGAUGUUUCGCCGUAAGAUGGAAUAUGGCGAUGCUCCGCCGAGCGAGUUGGCCGCGGUUUGCCUAGUCCGACAUUUUGAGCACUGGGUAUUCCACAAGAUGAGUCUGGAAUUAUUCUGCGAGCCUACCUCAGGCAUUUAGCGGUGCGACACUCGAUCGGAAGAUUUGGCAUCAGUGCCAACCCUCCCUCGUGAGCCGACAAAUCGAUGGAUGUUAUUAGUGCUCCAAUGUGAUAAUCUGAGAUGUGUAUUUAUUUCACAGAUAGUAUCUUCCGCAUAGGCAGCUCGAAUAUUGGAGCCCAUGUAUGCGCAGGAGACCUCUUAGAGGAGUAUGCAGUUUUGAGGCGAACGAUGCCCGCCAGCUGAAAACAAUGACAAAUUGCGGCGGUCGGGCUCAGGGACGGAGCGGACUGUCUCGAGCUGCACAUCCCAAUCACCGAAACCAAA